GAAUCUAACCCCCCCCUCCCCCCCACGUGACGUACACUUCCGCCAUUGCCGAGACGCGGAAGAGGGAGCGCGAUCAGCCCCCGUGUGGCGCCUUGUUUCCCCGGGACGUCUCUCACUUCUUCUCGAUGGCGUCGACACCGACUCUGCAGAAAGCAAUAGAUCUUGUCACCAAAGCUACAGAGGAAGACAAAGCUAAGAAUUAUGAAGAAGCACUAAGGCUUUACCAACAUUCUGUGGAGUAUUUUCUCCAUGCCAUUAAGUAUGAAGCCCAAAGCGAGAAGGCCAAAGAGAGCAUUAGAGCCAAAUGCAAGCAGUAUUUGGAGCGUGCCGAGAAGCUGAAAGAAUACCUCCGGACCAAGGAGAAGGGUGGCAAGAAGCCUGUCAAGGAGUCGCAGUCCAACGACAAAGGCAGCGACAGUGACAGUGAAGGUGAAAAUCCAGAAAAGAAAAAAAUGCAAGAGCAGCUUCAAAGUGCAAUUGUAAUGGAGAAACCAAAUGUGAAAUGGAGUGACGUGGCUGGGCUGGAAGGGGCCAAGGAGGCGCUGAAGGAGGCAGUCAUUCUGCCUAUAAAAUUCCCACAUCUUUUCACAGGCAAACGCACGCCAUGGCGUGGCAUCUUGCUCUUCGGACCACCCGGCACAGGGAAGUCGUACCUGGCGAAGGCUGUGGCCACUGAAGCUAACAACUCCACUUUCUUCUCUGUCUCCUCAUCGGACCUUGUGUCCAAGUGGUUGGGUGAGAGUGAAAAGCUGGUGAAGAAUCUGUUCGAGAUGGCACGUCAGCACAAGCCCUCCAUCAUCUUCAUCGAUGAAGUAGACUCCCUGUGUGGCUCCCGCAAUGAAAAUGAGAGCGAGGCGGCACGUCGCAUCAAGACAGAAUUCCUGGUCCAGAUGCAGGGCGUUGGAGUUGACAAUGAUGGUAUUCUUGUGCUGGGGGCAACCAACAUCCCGUGGACUUUGGAUUCUGCCAUUCGCAGGAGGUUUGAGAAACGGAUCUACAUUCCACUGCCAGAGGAACAGGCACGGUUAUCCAUGUUCAAACUGCACCUGGGUAACACUCCGCUCAGUUUGUCGGAGAUGGAUUUCCGUGAACUCGGCAAAAAGACAGAGGGCUACUCUGGAGCCGACAUUAGCAUCGUUGUGCGCGAUGCCCUCAUGCAGCCCGUGCGCAAAGUGCAGUCCGCCACACACUUCAAGAGGGUACGAGGACCUUCAAGAGAUGACCCAGAUAUGAUUGUGGAUGACUUGCUGACUCCAUGCUCUCCUGGGGACCCCAAUGCCAUUGAGAUGACCUGGAUGGAAGUCCCUGGAGAUAAGCUGCUGGAGCCUGUCGUCUCUGCGUCGGACAUGCUACGCUCACUCGCCACUACACGGCCCACCGUCAACUCUGAAGACCUCAAAAAGCUCCAGAAGUUCACAGACGACUUUGGCCAAGAGGGCUGAGACAGGCUAGAAGUUGGUAUUUAUCAAUGGAUUGCGCCAACAUUUAUACCGCAGGAUAAGUACUUGUACAGCUGUUUAAGGCCCUUUCCCUUGGUUUGCGUAUUACCGACAGGUGAUUAUUUAGAAUCAUUAAUUCUAUUAUGACUUAACUGACUUUCCCUCCCCCCCCCCCAAUUAUUUUCUUAGUGUCAUCAAAUGACCAGUCAGGCGCAUUAUGAGCAUGUUAAUGGUGAAAACACACACGGGUGCGUUUCAAAAUAAUGCACGCUCCAAUCCACUUGUCGCCAAAUUGGAAACAUUACAGCUGCCUCUAGAGGAUGGCCGUCGUUCUUAACGGUGGUGAGAAAUGUGCGUCAACAACAAAACAACCCGGAUAUUUGUUCCCACUUUCUUUUUUAAUAUUGCCAAUUAGCAUUUUGUAAACCGCUCAAGGUUUCACAAACAUUACCCGGUUCACAAGCUGUUCCCCAAGGCUAGUGCAAAUGCCUCUGUCUCAUUAAGUGAUUGUUGUAUGAGAGAAAAAAAAGCUUCGUCAUAUUAUUGGGUCGUUGGGUUUUGUAACUGUUUUGCAUGGUUUUUGUCAAAUACUGUAUACCUACCUUUAAACAUGUUCUGUGUAAAAUGUAUGAACUUUACUCGCACAGUAAGUCUGCAAAAGCCUUGAAUAUGUUCUUUCUAUUCUGCCAACUUAAGUUUCUCUCCUUUGUUGUGUUUAAUUUUUGUUUUGUGAGGAUUUUCACUCAUGAUUUUAGUGUGUACAUACUGAAUUCAUCCAUCUAUUCCAAGUAAAGUAAAUGGACAGGCCAUUUCACAGCUUCAGUAGCUUUGAACCUAGGGUUGUUACGACAGUAUAUUGUUGCAGUUAAUAAAAUGUAAAUAAAAUAUUAAUGGAAUGAUGAAGACUAUUUUGGUUUUUGAAUUGGGAACUGGAUCUGAAUGUUGACACUUGAUACAUUUCAGCUCUGAAUGGGACAAUUUAAAAUCCCAUUUUUGAAUUCCAUUCAGAAUUGGCACUUUUUAAAGAAUCACGGAAUCUUGAGUCUAUAGGCGGAAACAAAGGCUGUGUUUUCUUGGCUGGUGUUCGUUGGUGGCGUGGCACGCACGUGGCUGCAAAAGACGUGGCAACACUUAUUGGAAAAUUCGUAAAAAUCUGAAUGUUGGUACAGUAUUUAACACCAGUUUCAAGAUAUGGGCUUCAGCCUUUCCUCAUACCUAGUGAGUCAACUAGAGCAAUAUGCAUGCUCCACGUGUGUGUCACGUGUUUAAAAUAUACCCUGUCCUGCUCCUCUGUGUUUUUGUAUUCCCUCUCUUUAAAAGAAAUGUCACAUUACAGGGCUGGAUCAUUACAGUGUGCUCUGUAUAAUGUGACUAUGCUGUGUGCAAUGUGACAUCAUAUCAUGCUCUGUGACCUGA
Messenger RNA from Lethenteron reissneri (Far Eastern brook lamprey), 2855 nucleotides. RefSeq names its product vacuolar protein sorting-associated protein 4A. NCBI's taxonomy places the organism in Eukaryota, Metazoa, Chordata, Hyperoartia, Petromyzontiformes, Petromyzontidae. Gene Ontology annotation, biological process: vacuole organization; endosomal transport. The record is from RefSeq and is a predicted model, not a curated record. Gene Ontology annotation, molecular function: ATP hydrolysis activity; ATP binding.